AUGCGAAAAAUUAUAGAGUUAACCAUGUCGGAUUCCAGCGGGAAAUUGAUGUGGAAGUUGGAUCUCCUCGAAGUCAAGUUCCACAACGCUUCCCCGAGGUACAGAAACACCAAAAAACUCUUGGGGGCCCGUCACAAUGAGAAAUUGAUGAAAAAACUCCCCAAUGCUAACGAAGCCGAAAAUCAGAUUCACCAGUUAAAGCACGAAAUAUUUGGCAAAAAGUACCAUGCGUGUGUGAAAAAACUCCAUAGAGAGACCAAGAAACUCCUCAAACCUAACUCUGGCUCAAAGGAUAUUUUGGAGCCAGAAAUCCUCGACAAACUCGUGGUGUCUCGCGUCAUCAAAGCCAUAACCACUGCCAUGCUACCGACAAAACAACUCAAGGAGAACCCCCCACAGUAUAUCCCCGAGGAGAUCAGAAGCAUCAUCACCGACAAGUCUCAUACCUCAAAUCCUUCUGGAUUUUUCAACACCUACUGCAAAGACGAUAAGAAUCGCAACAAGAUAAUAUCCAACUUGUUUAACAAAAAAAGCAUAAAAGCCUUCGUUAGCGAAAUGGAAUGGACUUUCCGAGUAGUACGAGGUAAUAUCACCAAACAGGAGAAAUCCCUCCACCAGAAAUCCUCAAAGACAGAAAACAGUGAUCUGGACAAUGAGAAUGAAGACGACGAAGACAACAGAAUCGCCUACUCUUCCGACUCAGACUUGGAAUCCGAUGAGCCAGCUGCCCAUUCCAAGACCUCAGAUGUCGAAUCUGAGCCAGAAUCUGAACCAGAAUCCGACUCCAAAUCGGAGCCAGAAUCCGCAACUCAAAAGUAUAAUCUUCCACAAUUGGCAACCGGGUACUUUUCUGGUGGCUCAGACGACGACGGUUCAGACAUUGACGAAGACCAAGUGGUCAAGAGUGUGACUGAACGACGCAAGAACAGAAGAGGUCAACGAGCAAGACAAAAAAUAUGGGCACAAAAGUACGGCAAAGAAGCCAAGCAUAUUAAAGAAGAGCGUACAAGAUUGGCAUCGGAAAGAGAACAGAGACAACUCGAAUACGAAGAAAGAGAAAGAAAACGGCAAAUGAAGCGACAAGCAGAGCCUACUGGCUCCAAUAACCAGCCACUUGGUGAUCGAAGUGAAAAGACGGCUCUGGUAGAAGAAAAGUUGCAUCCUUCAUGGCAAGCCAAAAAAUUGGCAGAAAAGACCAUUACUGCCAAAUUCACAGGAAAGAAAAUUAGAUUCGACUAG
Molecule: messenger RNA, 1239 nt
Organism: Meyerozyma guilliermondii ATCC 6260
Lineage: Eukaryota; Fungi; Ascomycota; Pichiomycetes; Serinales; Debaryomycetaceae
Gene: BUD22
Product: Bud22p
Exons: 1
Coding region: 1-1239 (412 amino acids)
Biological process (GO): maturation of SSU-rRNA
Cellular component (GO): 90S preribosome; nucleus
Source: RefSeq, a predicted model, not a curated record